Xiphias gladius (swordfish) is the source of this 2732-nucleotide messenger RNA. It is a transcript of the gene jdp2a, whose product is annotated as Jun dimerization protein 2a. Lineage: Eukaryota; Metazoa; Chordata; Actinopteri; Istiophoriformes; Xiphiidae. Gene Ontology annotation, cellular component: nucleus. Bases 1823 to 2467 code for a protein of 214 amino acids. The transcript is spliced from 3 exons. Gene Ontology annotation, biological process: regulation of transcription by RNA polymerase II. The record is from RefSeq and is a predicted model, not a curated record. Gene Ontology annotation, molecular function: DNA-binding transcription factor activity, RNA polymerase II-specific; RNA polymerase II cis-regulatory region sequence-specific DNA binding.
UUUUCGCCUAAACGCUACGUUUCGGCGCGUUCUCUCGCUCCACUUUUACGCGCUUUCUGGUCCCCGGAGUGGACCCGACGUCCCACCGAGCCACGCUGCGGACACACGGUUGUUUUUUUUUUCUUUUGUUUGCGUGCAGCCCUCGCGCGGAGCCGCGGCGUGCACAGCUCGGGACGGAAUGUCCUUACUUCGUGUGGUGCAGCGCCCGGCGGGAUCUCGAGACGGGCGUUGUUUGGAGCCGAAACCCGUACCGUCUUUUCUGGAGCUGUUUUUUUUUUUUUUUUUUUUUUAAUAUCGCUGCGGCUGUCUGAUGGAAAGACAAAGUUACGUAAGGCGAAUGCCGCACUGAAGAAAAACUUCCGCUUCCAAGUUGACCAGUGGCUUCGGAAUGCAUGCUACUCCACGAUGCAGUCGAUUGAAUGCAGACUGCACGUUUAUUCAUCAGCUACUGCAAAUUCCUACUCAUCGGCUAAACUGGGGCUUUUUCCUUCGCACGCAGAAGUGCAAGGAGUUGAAAACAAAUACUUAUGGUGCAGUUUAAUCAGUAUAAGUCGAUGGGUUGCUUGCAGCUUCAGGGGUAUAAUAAAGUUAUUACCUUUACGAGAGAAUGUUUAAAAGCUGAUUUAAGCAAGCCUACUCCGUGGACCAUAACAAAUACAACUGGCAGUCAUCGGUCCGCAUUGUGCGGGAAUCCCUCUUAUGAAAAUGUUUGAGACCCAUGGGGGUUGGGUGGUUUUGGUUUCACUAAGAUCUCAAACCACGAUUCUAAUGCCUGUAAUUACAAAUGACCUCUACGUUACCAGUGCAUUUUGCUCCAUUUUCAAAUCCGAUCGUCGCCUCAACAUCACGCUCUGCAGAGCUCUACUGUCAUUCUGACCUGUGGUUUGGGGAAGUGUAAAAGUGGAAAAGUUAUUCCCAUGUGCUCUUCUCAGGUUUCCUGUAAGCUGGUUCUCUGAACUAUUUAACAGAUGCAUAAUUGGCAUACAUGAGCUCUUCCUUUAAAAUUCCCCCUCAGCUGCCUUCACAGAUGACGAGCAGCCAGGUGGUCGUUUUCCAUCAGCUACUGCCUGUUUAUUCCUGUAGUUUAGGCCAAAGGUCUCUGAGUAGUUGACCUUAGAUAGUAGUUCUUUUGGCUUCAUCAUGUGGCCUGGAAAUCCGCUGAGGCGUAGUAGAAAUUUUCCUGUAUCUUUGGCUGGCUUUGCCCAAACACCUCUGUCAGUUGUCUUCGGGUAUGUGUAAAUGUUCGUCCUCACUAUUCUCGAAAUAAGACAUUUGCCAGUGGCGGACGGUACAGAACAGCCAAAACCUGUCCCGCAAAAAACAUCAUAAGAAAACAGUGUCAUCUUUGUUUUUUCAUUUGGCUGAACAAAAGACAACAAAUGAAAUUUGGUUUCAGACUUAACCACAUUAUGCUGUAUUUUGGCAGCCAUGUUCCACUCCCCUGACAUUUAAGUCUCAUAAGGAGGAAACCACAGUUAACGGGUACUUCUUGGCAAUGGCUAGUUUAAGCUCCCCUUGGAAUUAAGGGGAAUUUGUCUGGGUCUGCUUUCUACACUGUUCACUGUUCACCUCUCUUGCCAAGACUUAUGUAAAUGGAAGUAUACUCAUUCCAGCAGAAGAAGCAAAAUAAUAAAAUAGUCCAAUGAGAGCAGCCUCAGUGUCCGACUCCUAUAACAGACCAGCAAUUCAUCACAGUACGGCAACUCCGACUGCUAGAUAGAAGCAAUGCACCUUGGACAAAUGCCUCCUGGAAGCCCUUUAACAAACUGCAGGUCAGAUAAAGCUCUUACAUAUCCAUGUUUCUCAAAUUUGUUCAUGGAAAAUGGCUGUUUCCUACCCACAGGCCAUGAAGUAUGCCCCCAGUACGUUGUAUAACAAACAGAAUUUUAGGUGUUUUUCAUUGAUCUGGUUUAGUUGCAGUCUGAGCCUUUCUCCCAUUUCCUCCCUCUGCCUCCUAGCUGUGGUCACGACCGAGUCUGACACGAUGCCAGGACAAAUCCCAGAUCCCUCUGUGACAGCAGGCUCCCUGCCCAGCCUGGGCCCGCUGGCUGGGAUCUCGGCCACCACGCUGACUGACAAGCUCAAAUUUGGUGACCUCCAGGAGUUUGGGACGAUGCUGUCACCCCUGCACUUCCUGGACAGUCUGGGGAAAAGGCCCCUAGUCAUCAAAACAGAGAGAGAUGAAGAAGAAGAGAGGAGGAAACGAAGGCGAGAGAAAAACAAAGUGGCUGCCGCUCGAUGUCGAAACAAAAAGAAAGAGAGGACAGAUUAUCUACAAAAGGAAUCAGAAAGACUAGAGAUGUUAAACUCUGACCUUAAAGCGCAGAUUGAGGAGCUGAAGCUCGAACGACAGCAGCUGAUCCUCAUGCUCAACCGCCAUCGCCCCACGUGUAUUGUCAGGACAGAUAGUGUGAAAACCCCGGAGAGCGAGGUGAACCCCCUGCUGCAGCAGCUGGAGGCCAAGUGACGGCGCGACGGGUUUCUCCAGGUGGCGGUUGAGAGGAAGCAGCCAACUAGCAGCACUUAGCUUUGGGCCUCGGUCAUGGAGGAGAACCAGCAAAGCCCUCCUGCCCGACGACACAGAGCGUUCCAACACAAAAUGUGGAUCCAAUACGACGGGACACUGUUUUGGCAGUGAAAUCAAACUUUUUACGUCUCUCUUUUGCUUUCCCAUUUAGGUCAUCAGAGCUCCAGCCACUAUCUGUAUGAAGUUAAACGAGAAAAAAAAAAAA